AGGAACACUUUAGAUGACAGAUUUAUCCCAGAUCCUGAUUUCGAGCAGCAGGAUGACAAGAAAAAACUGGACGCGGCGAUUGAACUGGACGACUUGCAAGCCAUACAAAAAACUGCGGAGAGGUGUGCAAGGUACCUUGGCCAUGAAGCUACCUGGAACUCUGAUGUUCAUGCACGAAUCUUGAGGCGUGCAGCGGCCCCAUAUAGCGGCAUUACAGCGGUAGGGGCCACAACAGCAGGCAUCCAGCUUGAAUGGCGAAGCGGGAUUGCGGCGGACGAUGCCUCGAAUGGCAGCAAAACGGUGGACUAUCUCCUCAUCAUUGAUGAUUCAGACAUUGAAUUGGGGCAUGCAAUUCGAAAGCACACCAGAAUGGUCAAUCACACAUCUGUGGACGAUUUUUUGGAGAAGCCUAUCGGCAUCAGUAUCGAAACCAAAGUAUCACAAACUUUGUCGAACCAGGGAAGACUCCAGCUCGGAAACUGGAGUGCUUCAUUGCUCUACAGAUGGUCCCAGUUGCCGAGCCUCUGCACCGAUUCAUGCCACAAGCCCGAGGAUCAUGUAGCGCCGCCCAUGGUCAAGGCUUUACCCAUUGUCCUCAUCACCGGCCAUUUUUGGGAAGUUUAUUUUUUUUGCGACGAGGGAGACAACUACCAAAUGUAUGGCCCAAUCGACCUUGGAAACACCAGGUCGUUGAAGGAAAUAUACAAGCUACUUGCAUCAUUGCGGGUACUUACGACCGAUGAGCUUGGGCUUAAUGCACACAAUACAGCGAUCUUAAUCAAUAGUUCACUAACGUUGCGUACCCCCUAA
Molecule: messenger RNA, 810 nt
Organism: Pyricularia pennisetigena
Lineage: Eukaryota; Fungi; Ascomycota; Sordariomycetes; Magnaporthales; Pyriculariaceae
Exons: 2
Source: RefSeq, a predicted model, not a curated record